GCAUCGUGAAACGACGCAGUCGGAUCGCGCUGGGAUCGAUGGACGACGCGAUCGUCCUCUUGCGGCGCGAGCUGGAUGCGUUCAUGGCGACGCAUGGCUCGAAUGUGCUAGUGCGAGGCUCCGAUGUUGACCCGGCAGCGGUCGCCGAGAUGACGCGUCUGAGCUCCUUGUGGGCAAGCAUGGCGACGCGCAAUUUUGUGGCGACCGUCGACACGCUCCUCAAGUGGCACGUGGCCAAAGUCGAAGGCUCAGUCUUUGGUCGCGCCGGCCACUACCUCGUGGGUCAUUUGCUCUACGAUAUGCUGCAGGCGCUGUCAUCGCCUUGUGAUGAACGACUCGACGCGACCUUGACCCGACUCGUGCGGCUGACGCUCAAGCUCCUGAGCGAAAGCAAGGACCUCGACGCGCCAGCAGCUAAACCCGCGACCGACUUUUUCUCGUUCAAGUCGCUUACACCGACGCUCGUGGUCGAUGACGUUGUGCAGGUGCAGUGGCAAAAGAUUCUGGGCCUCCUCGGGCAGCACGCGAUCGGGUCGAUCCACGCUGCCAUGGACGAAACCCUCGGUCGUCUCGACAAGACGCCGUCGAUGUCCAAAGAAGUCUACCUCGCGACGUUCUCGUCCAUGCAACUCCAGCUGUUGCAGCCGCGCUACGACGAAGCGACGGCGCCGGCCAAACUCGCCUUUCUGCGGUCGCUCCUCGCGUUGGCGUGCAAGCCGCACAAGCUGCCGACGCGUCUCGCCGCGCUGCGCGUGCUGGCAGCGAUUCUGCAUCGCGAGCUCACACACGGUCUACCGCCACCGAGUCGCCACGUCGACUGGUACAGCUUUCUCAGCGACGUCCACGCCACCGCGUACAAGCUCUGUCUCAAGAAGCAGCGGCAAUUCAAGACCAUUGCGGUGGCAUGGGACGUGCGUGUGGUGGCCCUCAUGCUCUCGAACGCCGAGAUCUUUGCGCGCUACUGGCGCGACGAUGCCAUGGCGCUCCUCCGCGUGCACUCGCAGCUCAAGGACGUAACGUCCCUACGCCUCCUCUCGACGUUUCUCAAGCACCUUCUGCGCCGGCACAAGGCAUCGCGCAAGACUCUACCGCUCGAGAAGGACGUGAUGGACAUCGUCAACCUCAUCCAAGCGUGGUGCUUCUCCAUUACCAAGCACAAGCCGCAAAAACUGCUCUUGCUAUUGGAGCAUCUCGUCGACAUGAGCGUCUUGCUGGCUUCCUACAACAUGGCCUACUGCAUCCAGAGCCACGUGCGGCGACUCAUCCUGGAAGCCGACUCGAUCUUCGACGAACGGCGGCUCGUGGGCCUUGCUGCCUUGCGGGCCAUCUUGCUAACACCGUCGGAUCGGCUGGAGGACGACUAUGCGUGGGACCGUGCCGCGCUCGCGGCCUCGCACACGAGCGUCGCCGACGUUGUCGGGUCGGUGCUUAUCGAGAGCAACACGAUGUUUGGCAGCGGUGUCGUGGGCGCCAGCUCCAAGGCCGGCGCGUACAAGACGUGGGUCGGUCUCCGUGUCUUUGAAGCCGCGAUCGCGUGCACGCAGGUGCUGUUUGCCGAGAUGCAGCUCAGCGACGAGCACAAGACACUCAUCUUGACGCGCGUCGCCGUCCACAGCGAGCUCUCGCUGCGGCAAGUGGCGUCCGACGCGCUCCUGUACAUUGCGUCGUCGCUCAAGUGCCUCUGUGCGGUCGUCGACGGCAUCUACCAGCACGUGGUGCGGCUGCCCUUGUCGAACAAGGCCAUCCAGAGCGCGCUUCCGACGCUUCUGCACCUCGUCCAGCGCAUCUGCGAGACAUCGAAUGGGCCAGUACCCGCCCCCCACGGAGAGGCCAUCGAAGCCAUGUGCCUCUACGUGCUCUGCAGCGACCUCAUUGAGACUCGGCUCAGCGCGCUCGACGUACUUGCUGCUGUCGCCGCCCUGCGCCAGCGCUCGUCGAUGCACGCCACGUCGACCAUCAACGUCCUCGACAUACUCACGAGUAUCGACGACGACCUCGUACUGCAGUUGGGACUCAGCGCCGAGGAUGUCAAGGCCGCGGCGCGGGCUGGUGGCGUGUUGAAGUGGCUCGCCCAGAAACAUGCUGCGCUGCACACGCAGAGGCUGUUUGCACAAGUGCGUCCCGAGGUGGACGAUGAUGACGACGACGAGUCGACGGACCGGGACGCGCAAGUGGCGGGUGUCGAUUGGCUGUGGUCUCUCAGCCUUGCGACACUUUGGACCCGCGUUUGCGAAGCGUGCCCGGAGCUGCUCUCGCGUAUCUGGAGCGAUGUCAAUGACGCUGCGCACCGGCUUGAGCCACACAUUCCGGUCUUGGCGAGUGGUGCUGACGCAACGUCGGCGCAGUGGCGCCACUGCAGUAUCAUGGCCUGUGCGAGCGCGCACAUUGGGCACGACAACGUGACGCGCGCCGCAGUGGCACAGCUGCUGGAGCGCCAGUGUCGGUACUUGAAGAGCCCGAGUGGGCAUCAGCGGCAAGCCGCCGUCCUCGCACUGGGGGCAACGCACGUCAGCGCCCACGAUCUUUUGUUUGAGCACCUCGCUGCGUUAGAGCUCGAUGCGUUCUGCGGCGCCGAGUUGUGGCUUGCGACCGCACUCUCACCGCCCACGUCGCCGCCGUCGCUUUUGUCGAAUGGCGGCCCAAAGAUGACCAAGCGAGGUUCGAAGCACCAACUGCUCGCGACCAAGAGCUUGGGGAUUCAAAGUGAGCUACCGUGGGCAAUCGCGCGCAUCUACCGCAGCCUCCUCUCACACCCCAACAGCAUGCACAUCUGGUCCAAGCGAGCCUUCCGGCGGCAAUUACUUGGCUUCUUGGAGAAGGUUCACGCCCACGUUUCAUGCCCGACGCUGUUGUUGCGAAGUGAUAUUUGCGCGAUCCUCGAAGCCGUUGUCCACCACAGCAACCUCGCUACUGGGUUUGUGGCGGACGAGCCCAACCAAGAGCCGCCUCUCGAAGCAGCGUUGACAAUGUCUCAGCGAGCUCGGUGGUUUGAAACACUCGCAGCAUGGAGUCGUGACGUGGCACCCUCGGACGCGCUGGCGUGGACGCCGCACGUAUGGACGCUACGGCUGCCGACAAUGGUCGACGAAGCUCACGCGCGCUGCAGCCACCCGCUUCGCCCGACACGCGACGAGUGGAUCGAGUUGCGCUACGGCCUCUUGCACGCGGCGUGCGCUGCCAUUGCGGGGCUCCUCCUCGGCCCGGCGUUCGAUGUACAGAUCGUCUUUGCCUGGCUCGACGAGCUCUUGACGGCGACAACAAUACCACCGGCGCGCGCGAGUAUCUUUGGUCGCAUUCGUCGCCUCCUUGGCAACGGCGUGCGUCUCCUCCUCUCCAGUGGCAACGACGAGGCGCUCGCUGUGUGCAUUGAGCGGUGCCUUCUGACCCGUCCUUGUGCGAACGAGUAUGUGACGCUCAUCGCCGACGUUCUACUGGACCUCGGCGCCGAGUUUCGAGCGAGCACAAGCUUUCCAAAGCUGCUUUUGGUGGGCCUCUUGCACAUGGAGACGAACAACGGCAUGCAGAUCCUCCUCACGCUGCUCGAGACGCCCGAGACGACAAUGUCGAUGGAGCGAACGCUGAGCGUUCCGCUUGGGACCACCGCGGCCGGUCUCUGGGUCGCCCAGCGCGUCGCCAGCACCUACAAGAGCGUGUCCCACGACGUUGUCGCUGCGCUCUUGACAUUUGUGCACAAGUGCCCGAGCAUACUCGUCCAGUCGCGAUUGCUCGAGAUGGCGGUACCGUGGGUGCACAGCCUCAACUCGACGGCCAACGUCCAUGCUCUCCUCUUCCGCGUCACUACCGACCUCCAAGUGCCGGCUGUGGCCCGGCUCUGGACGGAGCUCGUCGCGUCCGAGGCCAAUUUGCAAGCACUGCUUGGGCUCGUCUACGCCAUCGAGUCGAACGAACGGCUCACGACGGCCAAAUGGAUUCUAUCGUGUGUGGAGGUCGAGCGGUUGACGGCCGCGACCCUUGCGUACGACGACGACGAGCGGCGACGACACGACCGCGUCCUCGACACCGCCGCGCGGACGAUCGCCUUCCUUGCGCCGCACUUGCAUGCCUGUAGCGCCGCGCACAGGCAGGUGCUCAAACACUUGGCCGUCUCGGUGCUCUACGGCUACGCGUCAACGCAGCCGCUUUGGCACGUGCAGGACGAGGCUCUGCGCUCCGCGGUUGCCGUCGACUGUGCGCGCGUGCUGGAGGCAACGUCGGCCAACGUCGGUAUGCGACUCCGGGCAUGUCUCGACCGCCCCUCGACGCCGAGCUUGGAUGAACUCCGCGAGCUUUUGGCGCCAUUAGGCAGCGCGCUUCCGGAAUGCGAGACGGCCGCGUGGGCCGACGCAUGCCAGGCGGCGUUUGGUGGCGCCACGGGCAGUGCGCAACAACAGCUCUAUGCCCAGUGCAGUCUCUACGUCUACCGCGUGUUGCAGCCGCGCUUUAGCGGGCCGGCGUGUGUGCAUUUGCUUGGCCUUUUGCGGUCGGCGCUCGACGAUGUCGAUGCGAUCGCGUUCGUGCACGAGUACCUCUUGACGCUCACGCACUUGGCGCAGGCCAUGCCAUCGUCCAAGCUCGUGCUUUUCCCGCAGCUGCUCUGGGUCGCGAUUGCGCUCCUCAAACAUGCGCAGAGCCCACUGAGUGCGCCGACGCUGGACCCGCUCUCGCUGCAAGGUCCGUCACUGAGCCUCUUGCACGCCCUCGUGAGCAAACCGUCGUUCUUUGAGCCUAUUGUGCAGGACAUGCUCCUGGCGCGACGGCCGCCGCAGUGGAAGCCCCAUGUGGUCGACUGCACGCUCGACAUUCUUCUCGCGCUUUCGCAACAGCUCACGUCGCCCGAGACCGAGGCCAUCGUCGUGCGCACGGCCAAGGCGAUGCUGUUUCAUACGUCCAGCGUCGCCCAUGGCGUCGUGCUCACCGCGCUCUUACUGCCGUCGGUCCUAUCGACCGCGUGCCAUGAGACAGCCCACGACCUCGGCUACCUCUGGCGGCUCCUCGGACAGCUCGAAUUGGCCGUCGCGCUCACCUCCGCCGUGCCGAUCGACGAGCUUGCGCCGCAUGUUUUGCGCGGCUGCUUGAAUUCGCUCAGCGACGAAAAGCUCUUUUUGGACGUUCUGCUCGCGAUCCUCGUUGGCCAGUGCACGCGGCUUCACGCGCCGACGCUGCAGCUCCUGCUCCAUCUCGUGCUUGUCGCGCCGCCAGCCUUUUGGAAGCGAAAUGGGACGCUGCUCGCCGUCGUGACGCGCCUGCUCCACCGCACAUCGUCGCGUGACGCGACGUGGCCGACCUUGCUCUCGCUGUUGAGCACCCUCCUUCCACCGCUCUAGCGUAAUCGGCUAAUUCUGAAAAAGCAACGCAGCACAAUGGCCCAAGAAGGUGGCAGGGAUG
Messenger RNA from Saprolegnia diclina VS20, 5385 nucleotides. RefSeq lists its product as hypothetical. The record is from RefSeq and is a predicted model, not a curated record. The transcript has a single exon. Gene Ontology annotation, cellular component: site of polarized growth; cell cortex. Gene Ontology annotation, biological process: cell morphogenesis. NCBI's taxonomy places the organism in Eukaryota, Oomycota, Saprolegniomycetes, Saprolegniales, Saprolegniaceae. The coding region runs from base 39 to 5324 and encodes 1761 amino acids.